AUGUCUCUCAAUGUAUGUAGUUUUCGUUCGUACUCAUUCUAGGGUCGAGAUGUCGGCGGUAUACAGUAUUAGAAUCGAAGCUGAUAUCAAUGCAACAGGAAGCUAGCUCCUCUGAGCCUCCAGCAAAACGAAUCACUCGUGCAGAUGAUUCUGUACCUGCCCAGUCUUCUCAAGAAUGUUCAAUCUGCCGCUGUGCUGCUAGAUUUGGCUGCCUCUAUUGCUCCUCGGCGCCUUACUGCUCUAUUGCUUGUCUCGAGAUAGGCCAAGCGACACAUGGAAGCCUCUGCCAACAGCUCAAUUCGUUCAUGACGGGUAGUGUUGUUGGUAUUGGUUCUAUCUACAAGUUCGAUUGGGAAAACAACGCAUUGUUGAAACUAUUGGAAGAUCGUACGCAUCUGCCGGGUGAUGCACCGCUUGUGGGUGUGAAGUUGUCACGCAAGCACGUCAAGAACCAUGAACCAUACGGGGAUAUCACAACCAAAGACCUCGAAAUGGUUGCAGAAUCACGAACCUGGCAAGGCAAAUUCCUAGGUCGAUCCGAAGUAGACCAAGCGAAUGGGCUGUUGGCAGGAAACUCGCUCUACGAGAGUGUUUAA
Messenger RNA from Hymenoscyphus albidus, 596 nucleotides. The record is from the annotation of a GenBank genome assembly. NCBI's taxonomy places the organism in Eukaryota, Fungi, Ascomycota, Leotiomycetes, Helotiales, Helotiaceae.